AUGCUUCGCAUGCUCACUGACCCUGUCUUGGAUCCUAUUGGACUGCAUCCCAGUGGACCACUCCGCCACUGUAAUUCAUGGAAACUGCACGCCCUGAUUCUGCUAUCCUGCUGGGAUUUCGGGGUGUACGAGGACCUCUUUGGCCUAUCGACGCCCUGUGUGCAUGUCGUGUGCACCCUGGUCGAGGCCCAACAGAUCCUCACCCUCUCUGAUCUAUGGCGUACGAGGCUGGUCGUUCCAGUCGUCAGCGCCAUCAUGCGCAGUUCCUUGUGCCUCGAGGUCUCUGGCUGCGUGGCUGUUCUCAGUGUUGUGGACGAUACGUCUGUUCUAUAUCGGGGCACCGCCCUCCAUUGCAACAACAAUGCAUAUUAUCGCUUGUUAUCAUGCCUGAAUUUGGGUCCGACUAUCCAACGCUUGGCGCUUAUCCCAAAAGACAACCGUGGCCCCGCCCGGUUGGCCUUCUACCUCGCGGGUCUUUGGGAUCGCACACCUAUUUUCUUUCUUACCACCAUCAUCGUCUACAAGAAGCAACAUUUCCCGAUAACUGCGCGAUAA
Messenger RNA from Guyanagaster necrorhizus, 555 nucleotides. RefSeq lists its product as uncharacterized. The transcript is spliced from 5 exons. NCBI's taxonomy places the organism in Eukaryota, Fungi, Basidiomycota, Agaricomycetes, Agaricales, Physalacriaceae. Bases 1 to 555 code for a protein of 184 amino acids. The record is from RefSeq and is a predicted model, not a curated record.